AUGGCUGCACGAAUACUUUUCAAAAAUGCCAUGCUUAGAAGUGGAAUUUCUUUACGACUAAACAGUUUAAUAUACAAACGUGAUUCAUCGUACCGUUCAAGUCCAAUAGCUCAAGACUCAUCGUGUUAUGCCAAAUAUGAAGUAUCAUCUUCACCAGAAGAAUGGAAAUUUGUUGAGAGACUACUUCCGUUAACUACUAUACCAACACCUUCUGACAGGAAAGAUUUGCCAUCAGGAUGGCAGCCACAGACGGCGACAUUUGGAAAAUAUCCUUACUUUGUCCAUCGUACACGCAAUCAUAUGCUACCUGUGUAUCUUAAAGUUUCCAUGAGAGGAACAAGACGCAUAACUCAAAUAAACAAUGUAGAUGGUAACAUAUGGAUAUUAGAAGAAGCCAUAAAGAAAUAUUUGACAAGAGUAUACGGAGAUAAGAAAAUAAUUGCUACUAAAGUACAUGAAGUAUGUGGUCAUUUAUGUAUUCACGGAGAUCAUGUAUCUAGAGUUAAUGAGUGGUUACUAAAGAAAGGUUUGUAA
Messenger RNA from Macrosiphum euphorbiae (potato aphid), 534 nucleotides. Lineage: Eukaryota; Metazoa; Arthropoda; Insecta; Hemiptera; Aphididae. The record is from the annotation of a GenBank genome assembly.